AUGGCGGCGGCGGCGGCGGCGGCGGCGGCAGCGGCGGCGGCGGCGGUGGCGGCCCAGAGGCCGGAGGCCGUGAGUCCGCAGUGGGCGCCGCCUGGACACGAGCGGGCCCGGGCUGCGGCCGGGCUGGGCGACUGCGAGGACGCACCGGUCCGGCCGCUGUGCAAGCCCCGCGGCAUCUGCUCGCGCGCCUACUUCCUGGUGCUGAUGGUGUUCGUGCAUCUGUACCUGGGCAACGUGCUGGCGCUGCUGCUCUUCGUGCACUACAGCAACGGCGACGAGAGCAGCGACCCCGGGCCCCAGCGCCGCGCCCAGGGUCCCGGGCCCGCGGCGACCCUAGGUCCCCUCACCCGGCUCGAGGGCAUCAAGGUGGGGCACGAGCGGAAGGUCCAGCUGGUCGCCAACAGGGAUCACUUCAUCCGAACCCUCAGCCUCAAGCCGCUGCUCUUUGAAAUCCCUGGCUUCCUGAGUGAUGAGGAGUGUCGGCUCAUCAUCCACCUGGCUCAGAUGAAGGGGUUACAGCGCAGCCAGAUUCUGCCCACUGAAGAAUACGAGGAGGCAUUGGGCACAAUGCAGGUCAGCCAGCUGGACCUCUUCCAGCUGCUGGACCAGAACCGUGAUGGUCGCCUGCAGCUCCGUGAGGUCCUGGCCCAGACUCGCCUGGGAAAUGGACGGUGGAUGACUCCAGAGAACAUUCAGGAGAUGUACUCUGCGAUCAAGGCUGACCCUGAUGGUGAUGGAGUGCUGAGCCUGCAGGAGUUCUCCGACAUGGACCUUCGGGACUUCCACAAGUACAUGAGGAGCCACAAGGCGGCAUCCAGCGAGCUGGUGCGGAACAGCCACCACACGUGGCUCUACCAGGGUGAAGGUGCCCACCACAUCAUGCGUGCCAUCCGCCAGAGGGUGCUACGCCUCACCCGCCUGUCACCUGAAAUCGUGGAGCUCAGCGAGCCACUGCAAGUUGUGCGGUAUGGAGAGGGAGGCCACUACCAUGCCCAUGUGGACAGCGGGCCUGUGUACCCAGAGACCAUCUGCUCCCAUACCAAGCUGGUAGCCAAUGAGUCUGUACCCUUCGAGACCUCCUGCCGCUACAUGACAGUGCUGUUUUAUUUGAACAACGUCACCGGUGGGGGCGAGACUGUCUUCCCUGUAGCAGACAACAGAACCUACGAUGAAAUGAGUCUGAUUCAGGAUGAUGUUGAUCUCCGUGACACUCGGAGGCACUGUGACAAGGGGAACCUGCGUGUCAAGCCCCGGCAGGGCACAGCAGUCUUCUGGUACAACUACCUGCCUGAUGGACAAGGUUGGGUGGGCGACGUGGACGACUACUCGCUGCACGGGGGCUGCCUGGUCACAAGCGGCACUAAGUGGAUCGCCAACAACUGGAUCAAUGUGGACCCCAGCCGGGCGCGGCAGGCGCUAUUCCAGCAGGAGAUGGCGCGCCUGGCCCGCGAAGGUGGCACCGACUCCCAGCCAGAGUGGGCCCUGGACCGGGCCUACCGCGACGCGCGUGUGGAGCUCUGACGGGAGCGUCGGCCUCAGCCCCAGCCCCAGGCCGCCCGCCGUCCCCCUGUCCAGAUGCCGGCCAAAGGCCUGGCCGAUGUCUUGCCCCAUCCCCGCCUCCAACCGCGGUUAGGGCACAGUUCCUACAUUCGUGUUAUUUAUUGUGUAUAGACCCAUGCUGCCCCCUCAAAUAAAACUACACGGCUUUGAGCCGCGGGGCCGAGAAGCCGCAGGUCGGGUCGGGGGGAGGUAGAUUGGGCCCGUCGGUGCCCGCCGCAGCGCUCGGCGAGCGUCACGUCAGAGGGAGGGGCGAGGACGGUCUCGCCAAUGACAAGCUGGAUUUCGUGGGGCGAAGGGUCGUGAUUGGACAUUGGCAGCGGGCUACCCGGGGCUCCUCUACCUGUUGCUAAGGCCGCCGCAGACCGGCUCUGCUGCGCGCGAGGAAGGGUCGUCUCGCGAGAGCUCAGCUCCCUUCUUGGCCAAGGCAGCCGCUGCGGCUCGAGGACAGUCAUGGACGCUCACGAGGACUACGUUUGGCCGCGGGCAACCUCGGAGCUCAUACUCCUCCCGGGUCACGGGUCUGGAGUGCGUGGGGGAUCGGCCUGUUGGGCGGGUGAGGUUUGGUGCGAGGCGCGCGCUAGCGAAGAAACCGGCGCAUCGCAUGGGGCGGGACCAUGAGAACAAAGGGAUGCCCCCAAAGAGGAGGGACGGGCGGCGGGAUGAAAGCCCGAUCGAGCUGGGCGGGGAGCCAGGAGAUGGCGGGCUGGAGGCCCGGCCAGAGGAGCCCCAGAGACAAAAAAAACGAUGUGGCUGUCGAGUUCCUUCACAAUCUGCAGCUGACGUGGAAAGGGCGGUGGGGCCGCGGGAAAA
Molecule: messenger RNA, 2370 nt
Organism: Zalophus californianus (California sea lion)
Lineage: Eukaryota; Metazoa; Chordata; Mammalia; Carnivora; Otariidae
Gene: P4HTM
Product: prolyl 4-hydroxylase, transmembrane
Exons: 9
Coding region: 1-1521 (506 amino acids)
Biological process (GO): peptidyl-proline hydroxylation to 4-hydroxy-L-proline
Cellular component (GO): endoplasmic reticulum
Molecular function (GO): procollagen-proline 4-dioxygenase activity; L-ascorbic acid binding; calcium ion binding
Source: RefSeq, a predicted model, not a curated record